Durusdinium trenchii is the source of this 1067-nucleotide messenger RNA. Lineage: Eukaryota; Dinophyceae; Suessiales; Symbiodiniaceae. The record is from the annotation of a GenBank genome assembly.
CGGAAAGACAAGACUUUUGCGGGAUGCGAUCUUGCGGCAGACACGACAUGCUCAGGGCAACAGUUUUGAAUGACAACCCACAGCUGGUCCCGCAUUCGGAGCAGACACUCUUUGGGCUCAAGUUUCGACCCUGAUCCAUUUUUGGACUGCUGGUUCUUGAGGAUGCCAAGCCAGAACCCAUUCCCAUGGCUGCCUCGACGAUGGGUGAAUUUGCUGUUCCCCUGGGUGCGUUGGAGCUUGAUGUGGUUCUACUCAGUGACACAUGCUUUGCGCUUUCCGUUGCGCUUGGCGUUGGGUGCGCCCUCCGCCGACCCAGCCCAAGCUCUUGCUUGUGGCUGGUGCCACAGCGUUAACAUUGGCCGUGGACUUCCAAAACGGAACGUGAAGGAGGCCUUGGUGACUCCAAUGGGUUUGCUGGGAGAUUCGCAGACUGCUCCCUACAUUGCAGUUUGGGGAGGCCACGCGGGCUUCAACAAAGCUGUGAUGUUGUGGAGCAACGAGGUGAUCCAAUCCAUCAAUGACACUGGUGCAUCCUUCUUCCCUGGGGCUAGCGGUGAGCAGAUCACCUUGCGUGGCGUGGAUUGGAGCCUCGUGAAGACGGGUGUGAGGCUGUCAGUGGGUGAUCUUCUUCUAGAAGUGACCUACAUGAAAGGACCGUGUAAAAAUAUGGACCGCUACUUUCCAUCGCCCAGUGACAAGAGCAAGAUUGAUCCCAAAAAGAACCCUGACUCGGCACGAGUCUUUGCCAAGGUCUUGAAGCCGGGACGAGUGAGAGUGGAUGAUCCAGUACUUCUUUUCGAACAUCCUGCAGGGAAGCAGCCUUUGCAGAUUGCUUGUUAGGCUGCUCGGAUGUUCUCGUUGUGAUGUUUUGCGAGGGCAAAGCACCGCAGCUCCAUGGCCGCAGAACAACUUUUGUGACCAAGUUCCAAGGCAACAACUUGCCUGGAAAAGCUGAGAAUCAGGGGAAAACGUACAGCAAAUCCCUGACGUCAGCCUGACAGCCUUUCUAUGUACAGUAGAUCUAUCCUAGCUUCAAAGACAAAAUAGACUGAAAUCUAUCACUUGCC